Molecule: messenger RNA, 5082 nt
Organism: Hypanus sabinus (Atlantic stingray)
Lineage: Eukaryota; Metazoa; Chordata; Chondrichthyes; Myliobatiformes; Dasyatidae
Gene: rnf216
Product: ring finger protein 216
Exons: 18
Coding region: 272-3100 (942 amino acids)
Molecular function (GO): zinc ion binding
Source: RefSeq, a predicted model, not a curated record
UAAAGGAUCGUGCCUGAACAGAUCGGGGCCCAGAGCUGUCGAACGAGAUGGAACGCGGAGCUUGGUGGCGGCGGGCGAAUAGGGAGAUAAUACGGUAGAGAUUCUACAACAGUGUCUUUGUAAUUGCACCUAUCUGCGACGUGCGGCGAAAAGUGAAAAGGCGAAGGAACGGCCGUGGCUGCUGCCUCCGGAUACGGCCUCUCUUCAACACCCUCAGAGUUGGUAUGUGAAAUAUUUGAAGUACAAUAUUUUGGUUCAGUGUGUGGUGGCAAUGGCUGAGCAAAUAGUGAAGGAAGAAAUAAUCAAAGUUUCCAUGUUCCAGGGAGAUUCCCACAGUGUCUGGAGAGCUCCUCGCAAUACACCAGUCAUCACCAUCUCUGAUGAUUCUGAUUCAGAUGAUGAGCCAUCACUUGUGCCCAGUAAAGAUCGAUUGACAGAAAAUCAAGAUGUUGUGCUAAUUGAGACACCAGUGAGACAAAUCCGACCACCUAUCAUCAUCCAGCCUGCAUCUGAAUGGCAGAAAGUUCAACAGAGAGAUCAACCUAUGAAAAACCAGGGAGCUAAUGGAAACUUGCAUGAGGAAGAGAACUGCAUCAUCGUGACACCGCAUAAACAAAUGGUUGAGCCAGAUAUUGGGGCUCGAGCAGAACCAGAUGCAACUCGUCCUCAGCCAGCCAAAGAUGUGGAGGCUGCCUUAGCUGCAGAGCAUCACCUUGGGCAGAAAAAUAAGGAACAAAAUGGGGUAGAUCCUGGAGCAGUUGCUGGUCCCAGUGAGCUUCCAAUUGGGGAAACAAAUGAAUUGGAACUACUGGACAUGCGACUUCACUCAGCAGCAAAGACAGUGGAAGUAGAGCAGGAGGAAGCACAAGUGAAUUUGGUGGCAGACCAAGAUCCUGUGUUACCUCAGCCAGAUGUUGUGCAGGAAGCUGUCAGAGAAGAGGUUCAGCCAAUUGCUAAUGAUCCAAUUGUGCAAGAACAGCAGAGGGAAGAUGAACUGGAUAAUAUAAUACUGGAUUUGGAAAACCUUGAGGAUGCUGCUGGAGAAGGCAAUGAACUCUUAAGGUCACUAGUGAAAGAAACAGUGAAUUUGUUUCCUGAAAUAGAAGAACAAUUUGUUGAAGAGCUGAUUACUACACAUGAGAUCUGGGAUUUAAAUGUCUUGUGUAACCAUCUCUUAGAAAAUCCUGAUUAUCCGAAGAAAAGUUUAAUUUUCACACACAACAGCAGUUUGCUUGAAAGUAAUGAAGAGAAACCCAAGAUCGAUUUCUUUGAUUUCUCAAAGCUUGCACCUGUAAACCAGCAAUGUUUUCUUCAGGCUUCUGACCUCCUCAUGGCAGAUUUCAAAAUGCUCAACAGUCAAGAUAUCAAAUGGGCUUUACAUGAGCUCAAGGGACACUAUGCAAUCACCCGCAAGGCCUUAUCAGAUGCUAUUAAGAAAUGGCAGGAAAACUCACCACAAUCUAGUCAGAAAAAGACAAGGCGAAAAGAAAUGAACUCGUCUAAUUCAAUCAGUUUCAAAUUUGAACAAGGUGCCUUUAAAAUAGAGAGACAGAUGCGCUUUCUGGAAAACAAAAGACGACAUUGGCGAUCAUAUGAGCAGGAUGGCCUUCAUCCACUAGUGCGACAAGAGCUGGAGUUCUUCCAUCAGAAGAUGAAAGAGAUGGAAGAGUAUGCAGAUUUUCAAUUUGCUAUGCAAAUGAAUGAAGAACAAUAUCAGAAGGAUGGACAGCUGAUUGAAUGUGGCUGCUGUUACGGGGAAUUUGCCUUUGAGGAGUUGACGCAAUGCAGUGAUGGUCAUCUCUUUUGUAAAGAAUGCCUCGUGAGAUAUGCACAGGAAGCUGUGUUUGGAGCUGGCAAGUCCCAGCUGAGCUGUAUGGAUAGCUGCUGUACCUGCACAUUCCUCAACGGUGAGCUGGAGAAAGUAUUGCCAGAGAACAUACUAUGCAAAUACUAUGAGCGUCAAGCAGAGGAGGCGGUUGCUACUGCCUGUGCUGAUGAACUUGUACGAUGUCCAUUCUGCAACUUCCCUGCACUACUGGACAAAGAAAUAAAUAUGUUCAGCUGUCCCAACCCUCGCUGUAGAAAGGGAAUAAUGACAAGCAAAAAAAAGUCUGUACAUGCUCGAACAAGUGCUGGAAGAGCACUUCCAGGUUUUCGUGAUUCGCGGUUGGUUGAAUUCGCACAUGCGGAAUUCGCGGAUAAGGAGGGCGGACUGUACGUAGUAAUAAAACUACAAAUUAGAGAAAGUUGCAGAAAGUGUCAGGUGUUGUGGAAAGACCAUGCUGGACUGUCGUGCGAUCAAGUAGUUGAGAAGGAUGAAAUCAAGUUCAGGACAUCAUUCGAAGAGAAAAUGACAGCAGCAGCAAUCAGGAAAUGUCACAGAUGUACGAUGGGCCUCAUAAAAUCGGAAGGAUGCAACAGGAUGUCUUGUCGUUGUGGGGCCCAGAUCUGCUACCUCUGCCGAGCUCCAAUAAAUGGCUAUGACCAUUUCUGUCAACACCCACGGUCGCCAGGUGCACCUUGUCGUUUGUGCAAAAGAUGCUCUUUGUGGACGGAUCCUAAGGAUGAUGAUGAGAGACUAAUCCGAGAGAUUCAAAGUGAAGCUGAGAAUGAACAAAAAAAGAGGAUUGGAGAGCAAGGCGUGAAAAGAAUUGGGCCUCCACCAGAUGAUCCUCCUUCAAAGAACGCAAGAGUUGAAGAGCGGGGUCAACCAAUGCAUCAAGGAGUGAAUUUUAAUCGUAAUGACCUUCCAAGGCCAGCACCAAUGAUUCCUGAAUAUCCCCCUAUCCCAGCAGUGCCCCCCCAUCUCCAGGUCCCAUUUCCCCCUGCCCCCUAUUUUCAUUUCUUUGAUGCUUUGCAGCAUAUUAAUUUUGAGCAGGACUACCCUAUGCACUUUGGUCCACAGCCCUACCAUCGCCAUCGUCAUCGUCAUCGCCAUCAUCCUCAAGGGCUUCCACACCCACACCAUCACCAUCACCAUCCUCCGCACCAUCAACAUGACAGACCCCAUGGACAACCAAAUGUGCCACCAGUUUAUCAGCCACCACAGAACCGUGUUUUGUUUAACUUUAUACCACAGCCACAGCAACAUAACCUUUAAUAACUAGCAUUGCCCCUGUAAAUUUUAUUUUGAGCCAAAGAGACCUUUGGUGUUCGUUGUUUGGUGAAUGUAUAAAUGACUGGCUGCAGAUUUGCUGUAAAUAUGAUUAAAUAAACCAUGUUUUUCCACUUGCAGUAGACAAAGAUUUUUGUUCUGUUUGCUGUAUAAAUGGGUGGUUCUGAAUUUAAUUCUGAGACCUGUUUGCUCCAGCUAGACUCUAAAGGUCAUAUGAGCAACAAUGUGAAGUUGUUUAUAAUUAGAGUAUUCCCUCUAGAACACGGUUCCCAACCUGGGGUCCACAGGCCCCUCGGUUAACGGUAGGAGGUCCAUGGCAUAAGAAAGGUUGGGAAUCCGUGCUCUAGAGUGAUCCAAACAGAAGUGCAAUGUGCAUAUCCUAUGCUUGCUUUAGUUCAGUGGCUUUUGCAGUUGCACCUUCUGUAAAUGCCUGUAAGAAAAUGAAUCUUAAGGUAGUAUAUGGUGACAUAUAUGUACUUUGGUAAUAAAUUUACAUUGAACUUUGAACUUAUCAUUUUGGGCUGAACUAAUACCGAAACCUAGGCACAGAUUACACACCUAUCUGGCGUCAUACAUAUAGCAUGCUGAGAAAUAACCAACAAACGUGCACUGUGCAGAUUCACCAUUGACGGCAAGUUCAAAGUAAAUUUAUUAUCAAACUGCAUAUAUGCAAAACUUUCAAAAAUUCUAGAUGACAUACUGAACCUUUGCAAACUUCUAAGAAAGUACAGGCACUGCUGUAUACACAGUUGAAUGGUAUGACCUCCUUGAUGGUUCAGUGAUUUCAGGUAUACACAGAUCACGAAUUACAUAUCCUUUACAGACAGUUUCGGAAAGGUUGCAAUGGGACAUUGCAUUCACUUAGUAUUCACUUCGUAUUACUAAGGUUUAUGUUGCCAUUUUAAUUUGUAAGCAAUGACUAAUGUUUCUCAACCACAGUAUUAAAUCAGAUUACUCAAUUAUCUCAUUGUUUAUAUUCAAAUCAGCUGAAUCUCUAUCCGAAUUUGGUUUAUUAUCGCUGGCAUAUGUCGUGAAGUUUGUUGUUUUGGAGCAGUACAGUGCAAUAAGUAAAAUAUACUAUAAAAUUACAAUCAGAAAUGUAUAUAAAAACUCAAAUAAGUGGUGCAAAAAGAAAGUAAAAAUGGCAAGGUAGUGUUCGUGGGUUAAUUGAUUAUUCAGAAAUCUGAUGGUAUAGGGGAUGAAGCUGUUUCUAAAACAUUGAGUAUAUGUCUUCAUGCUCCUGUAUUUUUCCCAAUUGUAGUAAUGUGAAGAGGCCAUGUCCAGGGUUGUGGAGGUUCUUAAUGAUGGAUGCUAUCUUUUUAAGGCAUUGCCUUGUGUUGCGUUCCCUGUAAUACUACAAAACAGCACUUUAAAAUACUUAAUUGGAUUCAAUGUUUUGAACACCCUGAGGUAGUUCUUCCCAAGUUAGAUAGGUCAGAGAAGAUAUAUCAUGAACUUUUAUUGUGUAUCUCAAUGUCAGAAUGCUUACAACCACCAUAGUCUGACCACUGCUGUAAUAAAGUAAAAGCAACAGCCAAUUUGAGUAUACUGAGGCCCUACAACCACCAACAAGAUGGUGACUCAUUUUCUUUUUUUAAAUACUUCAUUUUCAAAAUAUCCCAAAAAAAAACAAUGAAAUCAACAAGAACUCAAUUUCUUUAGUAAAACUUUUUGAAGGAUUUAUUUUACCCAGGCAUUCGGGUAAAUUCCUUUGCUCUUCCAGUAGAGAGAGAUUUUGCAUCCAUCUUACAGGAGGAACAGUUUUUGUAGAAUUAUUUCUCUGCCCAUUCUUUACAUUCUGCACUUUAUUGUAUUUGCUGAAUAAUUAUGAAAAGAAAGGAGCAACAGGUAUGAAUUUUUCUUUGCAAGUGGGUUACUCUUGAUCUGACCAUUUGAUCGACACCAUUUUUCCAACACAAUGUACUCACGAGGUUCUUUAGUGCAAUAAAAGUAAAUAAGUUCCCUGA